CUGGAUUGUCAACAAGGUUCGUCCCUUUGCCUGCACCACCCCGCAGCAGAAAACAAAGGCGGCCCCCCAGACGCCACUGCAACACACAGACCACCAACACACCUCGUGCACUCCAGCCACCGGCUGCCUUGCCCCCGUGUGGUCAGUGCCAGAGCAAAGAUUCCCUCGCUGUUUUGUCCAUCCUUCCAGUUCUUCUUACUCCCCAUCAUUUGCAUUUCUUCACUUGGCAGAUACCCGUUUAAAUAAAACACAUAUGAAGAGCUACAGAAGCAAGAAGUACACCUAUGCUAGUCAGCCAGGAAAUAAAGUACUUCACUUAUGAACUGGAAUGAUACAAAAGCUACACACAUCAACUUGCUGGCUACAAGAGGGUCCCAGUAAACCUCAGGUGCAGAAAACCUCUAAAAAGUCACAGGUGACAAGCCCUCAGUCCACGGAAGAAACUGGCAAGAAGAUAAGGGAAGAAAAGCGAUCUUUUGGAUAAAAAAUUAUGAAUGAACUUAAAUAUUAUUACAAUGGGUUCUAUUUGCUUUGGAUAGACACCAAAAUGGCUGCCAGAAGUUGGAGGCUGUUGCAUGGACAGGUGCUGGCUAGAUGAGAGAGACGAAGGCUGUUGAGAACAGAUUUCUUCCGCCUGGUUCCAUUUACGGUGUUCAUAAUUGUACCCUUCAUGGAAUUCUUACUCCCAGUAUUUCUGAAACUCUUCCCAGAGAUGUUACCAUCAACUUUUCAAAGUGAAUUUAAAAAAAGAACAACAGAAAAAGAAAAGGCCUCAAAGUUGGAACUAGCAAGAUUUCUUCAAGAAACAAUUACAGAAGGCAGGAGGAUCGGGGCCAAGUUGGGAGAUGCCUCUACACAGUUCUCAUUCUAUGUUAAACAGGUCCAGACCAGCCACAAGCCCAGCACAAAGGAGAUACUUAGCUUUUCCAAACUAUUUGAGGAUCCGCUCACCCUGGGGCACCUAGAUUGAUCUUAGCUGGUGGCCCUUUGCAAACUGCUAGAAUUGCAGUCCUUUGGAACCAACAAUUUGCUCUGCUUUCAGCUCCUGAUGAAACUGAAGUCUAUAAAAGCAGAUGAUGAAGCAAUCGCCAAGGAGGGGGUGAAUUCUUUGAGCGUGUCAGAGCUACGAGCUUCAGAGCUACGAGUUGUCUGCAGGGCCCAAGGGAUGAGGUCCCUGGGUCUUACCGAGGGACAACCGAGACAGCAGCUCACAGAGUGGCUAGACCUCCACCUGAAGGACAAUGUCCCACUUUCCCUCUUGCUCUUGUCAUGAACCUUCACCCUGAUAGAUGUGAAGCCAAAACCAAUGGAGAUACCACUACAUGGGGAGGCUCCAAAGAUGGAUACUCCCAUUUCCCCUGAAUCUAAGGAGAACAUGGUGGAUUUAGCACCUCAACUGAAGGGAACAAAGGAUGAUGAAGAAUUAGUAUAACCGCCACCAGUCACAUGGUCAUCCACAAUGCCAUCAGCACCUCUCUCGUUACCUAAAGGAUCCAUCACUUCUGCUAAAGAAACUACACUCCUGGCUGAAUCACAAAGGACCACCCAGAACCCCGGAAGCAAGGCUACUUCGAAAGGAGCAUAAGGCCUGCUGGACGAUGAGGCUCAUGCUCUCCACCUGUCUGCCCUCAGCAGUGGCAUCCAAAUUGGACCCCCUGCUAGGACCUUGAGGACAAGAUCAGCCAUUCAUUCAGUCCUUUGAAGGCCUCAUCCCCAUUCCAGAUGUGAGACCAAGUUCAGACAGUUUUCAGAGAACAUAACUGCAAAGCCCGUUUCCUCUGUUCCAUUAUGUCAUCCCACUAAACUUUGUGUAAGGCCCACCAACCCUCAUGUUAUUUUUGAACAGCUUUGUAUUUGUACCCGUGUCCUUCAAGGGAGGAAAUGUUUUGCAUCAUGUCAUGAGCCUGGCGUCUUAGAUAGCUCGGACUCCCAUGGCUUGGUAACCUAAGAACUUGGAAAUUACAAAAACCACUGUAAGAGUCCUGACCUGCUUUUCCAGAGUGAUCCAUCAGUGGGAAUAGUGCCCUGGAAAUAAAGGACCUUAGGAGAUGGAGUGGAUGUACUCCCCAGUAUGGUCCUUCUGGAUAUGAAGAAAAGGCUUCUGAGAGAAGAAAACGGACUGUUAAACAGACUGGCAGUCAAAUGGUUUGGCUGUUCUGAGACACCCCCACCCGGGCCUAGAGGCUGCAGGCUCUGGGAGGCCACCAUGGUAGCACACAUGGCUUUCAUUAGCCACCGUUUUUGCUAGGAAACAUAAUUAAGGGUUUAAGACUUAACUAUUUGUUUGUGCUGGGUGUGUGUUUUUCUGGUCUGUUUGUCUUUCACCAACAAGACUAUUUGCUAGUCACAGGGGUUGUUAAAAGUCUGAUAUGACCGCUGUGCUACCCAGUAACGAGUGUUACAUUCAGGUAUUUAUGAUUGGUGUUUCCAGUAUAGUCUAUACUGAGAAAAAUGUAAUAAGAUUGCUGACCAACAGCUUUCAGGCCUUGGGGACAGCUUUAGUAGGGAAAAGAUAUUUUGGCCUGUAGUUGAGAAAUUAUAUUUCUUUACUUGUUGUGGAAUUUAAAGCCAUUAGAUGGGAGACAGUUAAACCAAGUAAAGCUGAAACCUCCCUGUCUGGGAUCAGCUAAGUGGGGACUGGGAUCAGCACUUUACAUCAAGGAUAUGACUUUAAAAUGCUUCCUGAGGACCAGCCCACCACGUCUGCUAAUGAGCUCGUUCCUGGAGAACCAGGAGGCCUCACCGUGCAGCAUUCCAUAGAUGGCACCAUUGGCCUGCAAGGCGAUUCACAAUAAAUCUUCCCAUUUUUAAAAUGGUGGUGCUUUUUAAAAUUAGUUCACAAUUUAAGUGUUGAAUGUGGAAAAGGGAUUAGCUAGUUAACUUGCAAAAUCCUGUUUUGGCUGAAUGAUUCACGUGGACAGUUGGGCGGUUCGAACAAUCCUUUCUGGCUUUCUCUGCAGGCAGAGUGGGAAUGGUUAGGUCGAGGGGACCCUGGCCACUUGUCCAGAUGACCGUCACCCAUUUUUCCUGCAUCCAAACAUCUAGACCCUGGAUAUACCUCUUCUCCCAUGCUUAGGACAGUAGCUAGAGAAGCCAAGGAUGUUUCUUUGUUCUUGUCCCUUAGAGCCCUUGACUGUUGGGCUCUAUGGUAGUAACUUCUAGCCCCAUGCUAAAAUGAGAGCUAGUGGUGAUCUGGUAAAUGAUUACCAACUAACUCUGGCAGGGGUGGGGUGUGAUUUGCAUUGUGGAUUCCAGUGAUGUAAAUACUCCCACAGGGCUGAUUCCAAGCCACGACCAGGAGGUCACUCUACCACCCAAGUUGGGAAGAGAUGUGCACUGUUAGCCUGAGCACCAGCUCCAGCAUGCACUGGCCCUCUUGAGUAACAAGAGACAAACUAGUUUGGCAGAGUGUUCAUUAUGUGACAUUUCUGUGCUCCAAUGCAAGCAUUGAGGUGGCAGUACAGUAAAAAUGGCCCUGAAAACUCUUAGGUGCCCUAUCUUCCUGAACACCUGGCUCCUGCUGACCUUCCCUGUCCCACUCUCAACUGAGGGAAUGGAUGGCUGUGCCAAACUGCCAGAACGCUUUCCCCGUACCCUGCAGACGCAUACACCUUAGCUGUACCAGAUGCUAAUCACCGUACUGGUAUAGGUCUAGGCAAUUUCUGAAACCUAACUUCUGUGCUGUCAGACUUGGUCUGUGUCUCAUAUACAGAGGACUGCUACAACAGAGAGGUGCUGGUGGCACUUGACAUUUAUCACCUGUUGUGCAUAAUUCCGUACUUCAGUCAUUACAGAAUAACUCACACUGGCGGCAUCAGAUCAAUACUCUGUAAUGCUAAAGCCUAAAGAUUUCCCAGUCACUGUACCCACACCAUACGUUAAGGUCAGACUAACGCAGCUUCAGAGCAGAUCCGCACAUUACCUAAUACUGAGAAUUGGGUCUGCCGGCUCCUCCCAGUGGUGGCUGACAGACACAGCUGCCUCACUGUUGUGGAGACAGAUUUCUAGCUUCAUCUGAGAUCAAUACAGUGCAUUAGCGGUGCCAAGGGACUGAGGACCCCACAGCCUAUGGCAAUUAGAAAAAGCAGCAGGGCAGUAUUGAUUCAUGUUGUGGUGGUUCCAGGCCCUCAUCUUUUAACCCACAGGAAACUAGACAGAUUCAGUGCCUUGACAGCAUAACGUCUUCAUUAGAUAACUGGAUCCCUUUCCUCAGGAGACUCGAUCUGGUCAUUUAAAUAAAAUGGCCAUUUCAUUUUCUCUCAGGUCAGCUUCUCUAUUUUUUAUUUGACAGCCGGCUCAGUCUCUGGGGAAAUCCACAGGUGAUUUGGGUUGUACCAGGAAGGACAUGACAGUUUUAAUAAUAGUGCCUUGUAAUUCCACAGCACCUCUCCGGAAGGCAUA
This is a messenger RNA of Manis javanica (Malayan pangolin), 4401 nucleotides long. It is a transcript of the gene LETM2, whose product is annotated as leucine zipper and EF-hand containing transmembrane protein 2. Gene Ontology annotation, cellular component: mitochondrial inner membrane. Gene Ontology annotation, biological process: intracellular monoatomic cation homeostasis. The record is from RefSeq and is a predicted model, not a curated record. Lineage: Eukaryota; Metazoa; Chordata; Mammalia; Pholidota; Manidae. Gene Ontology annotation, molecular function: ribosome binding.